Molecule: messenger RNA, 657 nt
Organism: Echinococcus granulosus
Lineage: Eukaryota; Metazoa; Platyhelminthes; Cestoda; Cyclophyllidea; Taeniidae
Exons: 5
Coding region: 1-657 (218 amino acids)
Source: RefSeq, a predicted model, not a curated record
AUGCAACUCCUCUUCACUCACUUCUUACCAUAUUCCAUAACAAAAGUGUUGGAAAAUUGUGCAUCCAAACCCAAUAUGUCAAUGUACUUUGUCAACUCGAGUAAUUCAAGCCCUAUUUAUCAAACCAAUUUGGUGUCAUCUUGCAAACUGGCAGUUUUAUGCGAGAUUAAUCUUGAGGAGAAUUGCAGUUUCUGCUCUCUGUUUUUAAAAGCGUUUUUUUCUAAAAGAUUCCAUCGGCAUAAGAGCUGCAGAGAUUGCAAAGCUCCAAAAGGUACGUGUCAAACACACGAAUUAAAAUGGAUUCCAUGGAGCAAACCGAUGGAUUGGAUUUCAAGUACUUUCGUGGAAUCACUCAAAAAUAGUUUGACUUUUUGGAUGGUUUUUGACAAUCAAGCUUCAAGUAUGGAGAAGGUACAUCGGACGUCAAAUGAAAGUGUCUUAAUCUGUUAUUCAUCGCAAACUAAUUCAUCAUCCUGCACAACUUUUAAAAAGAUUCUUUUGAAAGGAAAGAAUGAGGCAAAUAAAGCAUCAGUUUGCACUACUGAUCCUAAAUUGAGAGCAUUCUUUUAUUAUGCGGAUCUGCCGUUUCUAAGAGCAGCAAAUAUUCACAAAUUUUUCCAGGAAUUUCAACCAUUAAUUGAAGGUAAAGGUGUAUAA